Drosophila serrata is the source of this 2575-nucleotide messenger RNA. RefSeq names its product protein coronin (gene coro). The record is from RefSeq and is a predicted model, not a curated record. Gene Ontology annotation, biological process: actin filament organization. Gene Ontology annotation, molecular function: actin filament binding. Lineage: Eukaryota; Metazoa; Arthropoda; Insecta; Diptera; Drosophilidae.
AAAUGCUCUGCGCGCUCUCGUCGGCAUUUUUGUAUUUGUCCCCGUCUUGCUGCUGACUGAAAAGUCUUGAAGUAGUGCCUUAAAUUCCAAGUCGUGUGCAAAAUUUUGUAGUUGAUAGCUCCAGUUGAAUGCUGGCCUAGAAAGUGAUAAAAAAAAAGUUAGACAUAGAGAAACUCAGGACUGAUCACUGACCCACAAGCCAUUGCAGCAUCAAGAUGUCGUUCCGCGUGGUACGCAGCUCCAAAUUCCGCCACGUCUAUGGACAGGCCCUGAAACGGGAACAGUGCUACGACAACAUACGCGUCUCUAAGUCCAGCUGGGACUCGACAUUCUGCGCGGUGAACCCCAAGUUCCUGGCCAUCAUUGUGGAGUCGGCGGGUGGCGGUGCCUUCAUCGUCUUGCCGCACAACAAAGUUGGGCGCAUAGCGGCGGACCAUCCGCUAGUGGGCGGUCACAAAGGCCCCGUUCUGGACAUCGCCUGGUGUCCGCACAACGACAAUGUGAUCGCUUCCGGCUCAGAGGACUGUGUGGUCAAGGUGUGGCAGAUACCCGAUGGCGGACUCUCCCGUACACUCACCGAACCCGUCGUUGACCUGGUGUUCCACCAGCGCCGUGUCGGUCUGGUGCUGUGGCAUCCCUCGGCCCUCAAUGUGCUCCUAACCGCCGGCUCGGAUAACCAGGUCGUUAUCUGGAAUGUGGGCACUGGCGAGAUUCUUGUGCACAUCGACUCCCAUCCGGAUAUUGUCUACAGUGCCUGUUUCAACUGGGAUGGCGCUAAGUUGGUCACCACCUGCAAGGACAAGAAGAUUCGCAUCUAUGACCCCCGCACAGGCGAGCUUGAGAGCGAGGCAAUGUGUCACGAAGGCUCAAAGGCCACGCGGGCCAUCUUCCUGCGGCACGGCCUGAUCUUUACCACGGGCUUCAACCGAAGCUCUGAGCGUCAAUACUCCCUCCGCGCUCCGGAUGCGCUCAACGAGCCCAUCGUAAUGGUGGAACUGGACACUUCCAACGGCGUAAUGUUCCCGCUCUACGAUGCGGACACGAACCUGAUCUACCUGUGCGGCAAGGGUGACUCGGUCAUUCGGUACUUUGAGGUCACACCCGAGCCACCAUUCGUGCACUACAUCAACACUUUUCAGACCACAGAACCACAGCGUGGUAUUGGCUUGAUGCCCAAGCGCGGCUGCGACGUCACCACAUGCGAAGUUGCAAAGUUCUAUCGAAUGAACAACAACGGUCUGUGCCAGGUUAUAUCGAUGACAGUGCCGCGCAAAUCGGAUCUCUUCCAGGAGGAUCUCUAUCCCGAUACGCUGGCCGAGGACGCUGCCAUUAGCGCUGAGGAGUGGAUUGACGGCAAGGACGCGGAUCCCAUCACAUUCUCUCUCAAAGAUCGUGUUUCCAUUGUACAGGGUGGCUACGUCUCGUCGUCGGCAAGCAAGUCUUUGUCGGUGAACAAGAAGGUCAACAUUCUCAACAAGCCCAGAGGUGGCGGCGGCGGUAGUUCGGGAGCAGCGAGCAGUAGUGCGGGAGGCGGCAGCUACAGUUCGUCGGCGAACAACAACGAGGCUAGCGAUGCCGGCCCGCCGGCAGCCGUCUUGUCGGAAAAGGACCUGCGCAGCAUUCAGGACGAGAUACGGAAACUGAAGGCGAUAAUCGUGAAGCAGGAGAACCGCAUUCGCGCUUUGGAGGCCAAGGUCAAUGCCGGAAAUGGCGACGAAACGGACGCCCGCAACAAAAACGGAAGCGGCAGUGGAUCAUCCGCGGCAGCCUCCAACGUCGCCUCUGACAGCAAAGCCAGCGAAAGUGCCAAUGACCAUGUGUCUACGUCAGCAGCAACGGCAGCGGCACAGGAAGCGGACUAGGCCUUGGGUUACCAAGACUAGGACAGGACUGUAGGAGAGAUAAAACUGCUUGUAGAAGCUCGUCGUUACCGCUUUGUUUCUCUAAAGCGCGGAGGGAGAGUUGGAGGAUGAAAUGAGAGGAGUUAUUGUCUAUAUUGUCUAUUAUGAUUAUGGUUUCGAUUAUUUAUUUUGUAUAAUUUAAUAUUAGGACCUUAGCGAGCGAAAUCAGUGGAGCGCGCGGCACAGAUAGGGUUAGAGCAAACCAAAUCGAUCAUCAAAUCAAUCACCAGCGAAUGCGGAGCUAAAACAGUUAACAUAACUAACAUAACAUCCUGCCAAAAAUAUAUAAAAUUCUAACGAACUACCUUCGAGACGCGCCCAACAUCAAGCUGAACCAAGGGCAGAUCGGAUAAAGGGGCCCUUCGGUCAUCUUGUUGCCACGCAAGUGUAAAAUUGUUGUAACUUAACAAAGGCAAAGCAUAGACUUAACCUCAAGCCUCUACGUUAACCUUUUCCGAUCAAUUUUUGUACAAGCCCCCCUCUAUAAAAAUCCUGUAUAUUUGUAACGCCCACAAAGCGAAAGCUAACAUGACAAUAGCCGUUAGAUUCGAUGAUGUCCAUCCUAGCCCAGGUCCCGUACCAUCGUCGCCUGUAUUCAUUAUGAAUUUAGUUACAAAAUGAUGGGGCCGUCGGACGCCAUUCGUUUUUGUAUUCAAAAUUUUUCGUCCUUCGUU